Molecule: messenger RNA, 5205 nt
Organism: Xenopus laevis (African clawed frog)
Lineage: Eukaryota; Metazoa; Chordata; Amphibia; Anura; Pipidae
Gene: sec24d.S
Product: SEC24 homolog D, COPII coat complex component S homeolog
Exons: 23
Coding region: 200-3277 (1025 amino acids)
Biological process (GO): endoplasmic reticulum to Golgi vesicle-mediated transport; intracellular protein transport; COPII-coated vesicle cargo loading
Cellular component (GO): cytosol; COPII vesicle coat; ER to Golgi transport vesicle membrane
Molecular function (GO): SNARE binding; zinc ion binding
Source: RefSeq, a predicted model, not a curated record
GAGAAACCGCGCGCGCUCCCGUGAAGUUGUGAGGGAGCGGGGCGCGCGCGGCUUUCCAGCUGUGCGGCUGUCUGACGUGGCAGAGAAUCCUACUCUCCGUCUUCCCUGUAAGCUGCCGGUACUCUAAGGAGUUGGGACAGGAGCGGGCUGACAGAAUACAUCAGCUGAAGACUCUGCUGCUAAUGAACAGAUAAUUAAAAUGAGUCAGCAAGGCUACGUUGCACCACCUCCUUUCUCUCAACCUCAGCCUGGAUUGGGCGGAUAUCCCCCUGGUUAUGGAACACCCUUGUCGACCCCUUCCUUUGCAAACUAUGGAGGCUCAAGUACUACUACUCCAUCCCAGCCAGCCAUGCUGAAAUCUGCUGUGCCAAUUGGAUCUCCGCCUCCAUUGACCUCUCCAGUGUCUGCUCCAAAUAAUUCACAGAACGGUCCAAAUUUCUCUGGAAAUGUAAUGCCAAGAGUUCAAGGACCUCCAGCACCUAACAACACAUCCUCUCCUUAUGCACCAUAUGGUCAUCCACCUCCACACACAAACAGUGCUGUUCUGACACCAGUCCAUCAAGUGACUAACCAACUCAACAACAUGCAAAUUGGCAAUUAUGGUCCUCCGUCUUCAAGUAAUUCUCAGAUACCACCUGGCCCAGCCAUGCCAGCAACAUAUCCUAGUCAGACUCGACCAAUGCCUCCUGUACCUCCUGCACCACAUCUUCUUCCACCCCUAUCAAAUAACCAAAAUGGCUUACCUUCAGAACCCUUUUUACAGACAGGACCCAUGCAAGAAGGAAUCGCUGGCCAUCAUAAUUUCCUAUCACAAAAUCUGACACAGCCUCAAAUUGGAUACCUACCACCAAACUCAAACAACUAUGGAGGUCAGUUACCUGGACCAACUAUGUCUUAUCCUGGUGCAUAUCCUGGAAAUCAGCCACAAAUGUCAGGACCACCUCAAAGAAAAACAGAUCCAGAGUCUAUUCCUAGCCCUAUACAGGUGAUUGACAGUGAUAAAAUAAACAGAGCAGGGCAGGUCUAUACCACCAAUGUCCGAGGACAAGUCCCUCCUCUUGUCACAACAGAAUGUACAAUUCAAGAUCAAGGAAAUGCAAGUCCUCGUUACAUUAGAUGCACAACAUAUUGCUUUCCUACCUCCUCUGAUAUGGCUAAACAGUCUCAGAUUCCACUUGCAGUUGUCAUCAAACCGUUAGCUGUGGUUCCCCAAAAUGAGACACCUAUUUAUCUUGUGAACCAUGGAGAGUCUGGGCCAAUCCGAUGUAACCGGUGCAAAGCUUAUAUGUGCCCAUUUAUGCAGUUUAUAGAAGGAGGAAGAAGAUAUCAUUGCGGAUUUUGCAGCUGUGUCAAUGACGUGCCACCAUUUUACUUUCAACAUCUGGACCAUAUUGGCAGAAGGGUUGACCACUAUGAAAGACCAGAGCUCUCUCUCGGAUCUUAUGAAUAUGUUGCUACAUUGGAUUAUUGCAGAAAAAACAAGCCUCCAAAUCCACCCGUAUUCAUCUUCAUGAUAGAUGUUUCCUACAAUAAUAUAAAGAAUGGUGUUGUCCGGUUAAUAUGCGAGGAGUUGAAGGUUCUGUUGGAGAAGCUUCCAAGAGAGGAGAAUGCAGAAUCAUCGGCAAUUAGGGUUGGAUUUGUCACAUAUAACAAGGUUCUACACUUUUACAAUGUCAACAGUAACCUGGCCCAACCUCAGAUGAUGGUGGUUACAGACACGGCUGAAGUUUUUCUUCCUCUGUUGGAUGGAUUUCUAGUCAACUUUAAUGAAUCAAAAUCAGUGAUUAACAAUUUAUUGAGUCAGAUCCCCGAGAUGUUUGCUGAUACUAAUGAAAGUGAAACAGUCUUCGCUCCUGUUAUCCAGGCUGGAAUGGAGGCACUGAAGGCAUCGGAAUGUGUGGGCAAGCUUUUUAUCUUUCAAUCAUCCCUACCAACUGCAGAGGCACCUGGGAAGUUAAGAAACAGAGACGAUCGGAAGCUAAUAAAUACUGACAAAGAAAAGACUCUUUUCAUGCCCCAGAGUAAUGUUUAUGAAAACCUGGCCAAGGAAUGUGUGGCCAGUGGAUGCUGUGUCGAUCUCUUCCUUUUUCCUAACCAGCAUGUGGAUAUAGCCUCCAUGGGAAUUGUGACAAUGCAAACAGGAGGCACCCUUUAUAAAUACAGUCAAUUUCAGGUGCACACAGAUGGUCAGCAAUUUAUAAGUGAUCUUAGGAAAGAUAUUGAAAAACGAAUAGGAUUUGAUGCAAUCAUGAGAGUUCGCACAAGCACAGGUUUCAGGGCUACAGAUUUCUUCGGAGGAAUCUACAUGAGCAAUACUUCUGAUGUAGAAAUGGCUGGUGUGGAUUGUGACAAGGCAGUCACUGUGGAGUUUAAGCAUGAUGAUAAACUCAAUGAGGACACUGGAGCUGUAAUACAGUGCGCAUUAUUGUACACAACUAUCAGUGGUCAAAGACGCCUUCUUAUCCAUAAUAUCAGUCUCAGCUGUAGCUCUCAGAUGGCAGAUAUCUACAAGAGCUGUGAAACAGAUGUCCUCAUAAACUUCUUUGCUAAAUCAGCAUACAAAGCAGUGCUUCACCAUCCUCUGAAGUCCGUUCGUGAUGUGUUGAUUAGUCAGACGGCACACAUGCUGGCAUGCUACAGAAAGAAUUGUGCCAGUCCUUCAGCUGUCAGUCAGCUCAUCCUUCCAGACUCCAUGAAACUGCUCCCUGUAUAUAUGAACUGCUUGUUAAAAAAUGAGGUGCUGAUUGGCAGUCCUGAAGUUCCCACCGAUGAACGAGUAUUUCAAAGACAGCUUGUUAUGUGCAUGGACGUGGCAAGUUCUCAACUGUUCUUCUACCCACAGCUUCUACCAAUACACACUAUUGAUGUAAAGAAUGACUCCAUCCCCACACCGGUGCGCUGCUCUGAGGAACGCUUAUCUGAGGGUGGGAUAUUCCUGCUGGCCAAUGGUAUAAAUAUGUACAUGUGGCUGGGUUUGAAUUCCCCUCCAGAGUUCAUCCAAGGGAUUUUUAAUGUGCCUUCCUUUGCGCAUAUCACACCAGAAGCUACUUCUCUUCCGACAGUGGACAGCCCCCAUUCUAAAAAACUGAGGUCAAUUAUGGAAGCCGUUCAGAAGAAAUGUCCAUACUCUAUGAAGCUUAUCCUUGUGAAGCAGAAGGACAAGGCUGAGAUGGGCUUACGGCAGUUGCUGGUAGAAGACAAAGGUCUAUUAGGGGGAACUUCAUACAUGGAUUUCCUCUGUUGUGUGCACAAAGAGAUCCGUCAGCUUCUUACCUAACUACUAUGCAGAACCUUCCACAAACCAAUAGAGAUAACUUGAGAAAAUCCAUGUGAUACCAAAGCCUGAUCUGCAGUUCUUAGUCUGGUUUAGUUUAUGCAUGCUUUAAUUCAACGAGAAAUAAGAGACUCAGGUAAACGUUAAACAAAUGAUUUCAGUUUGCAGAUGAGCAGGAGACUCCGACAUGAUCUGUUAUAUCAGUCAGAACCGGUUCACUGUGAACAUUCUUUGUGGAAAAAAAAGACACAGACUGUGUGCUUGAAUAUUCCAUCCUAUCCAUCCAUGAUGCCAUUAAUCAUUUCUGUAUAGAGCAAAUAUGUAUGUUUUAGGUAUUGCAUUCAAUCCACAAAUUCAAAAAAACAAGUGAAAGGUGCAUCAUAUUUAUAGCUGUACUAAAGAUGCCUCUCCUUAGAAGAUACAAGAUAAUAAUAUCCUAUACAAUGGGCUGUGAUGACAAUAUGGUGCAUAUAAAUUAUGCUCUUUAAACAGGUUAUCUAAAAAAGAAAAUAAUAUUCUGAACGUAAUAUUUCCAAACUGCAUGGCAGUAAUACUUGGUGCCUUUCUACAGACUUGACACAAUAACCUGAGUGAUCUUGUCCGUUCAGUGCCUGUACACAAAUCCAGCCUGUUUUCAUACUGUAUAUCUGUUUCUCUGUUCUAAACAUAUUUGUUAUAAACCUGAAUAGUAACCCGGGUACUGUUAAAUGAUCUGUUCAUGAAUUCCGAUUCAGAUAUAAUCUCAGCAAAUUUAUUUUAAUGGUGCCAGCCAGAUAAAUAAGAUCUUUCCAUUAGGGUAACAUAGGAGUGUUUUCAUACAGAAUGACCUGAGGUACAGUGAAUUGUGUGGGGGUGAGUAUGUGAUUGAUCCUAACUCCUGCAUGGUGGCUAUGGGGUUCCUAAGAUAUAUUUAAAAAAAAAAAACCUCAUGUCUAGGGGCUCUACAAUUCAAGUAAAGUCUUUUCCUGUGACACAUGAAUGUUUUAUUGUUUGCAGAAUUGGUGGUUUGAUAUGGAAAUCUUACCCCAUAUCAACAGAGGUUUCUUAAGGCGAAAAUGAAUAAAAUAUUCAUAUUUAAUUGAAAGAAUCUAAGCACACCUUGUGGCACAACUUCUCUAUAGUCAUGCAGUACCUGUGCGUUCCAUGUCCAGCCCUCAGUAUUAUUUAUUUGUCUACUUUGAAGGAUUCCCCCCAUGUGAGAAUGAUUCUUAGUGGAAAUGUUGUGGCAAGCACUAGAGUGAAGUUUGUGCAUCAGAUUUUAGAAGAUGCAAUAUAAAUGAUUCUCUCUGUGCAGAAUAGCCUGUUCCCCUAUGACUGAAAACUAGUAAAAUAAAGAAGAGGGAAACGCUCAGUGUAAAAAGGGUGUUUGGCUUUAUAUGGUUAUUUCCCUCCUUCUGCUGCAGAGCAUCUGCACCUUGACUGCAAUAUGUUGAAUGCAGAGCAAAGACGGGUAUUGUCAAGGUAAUGCUCUGCAGCAGAAGCAGGAAAUGAGUGUAGAUGGGUUAAUUAUAUAUUUUAUUACUCUGUUGCUUCAUAUUGUUUUUCUGUUUAUACUAUAAGGCUCUAUCACUUUGUAACCCUUUUACUUCAAGUACAGUUCAGCACACCUUGCCCCUAGUUUGUACCUCUGUUUCUGGAGGUGUGAAUAAUGCUCAUCUUCUGGAGUAAAAUAAUAAAAAAAAAGAAAGAUUGCCUUAUUUGAACAGUACUUUAGUGUAUCUAGCUGCUUUAACAUUUGAGGGGGUCAGGAGAUUGGGAGAUAAAGGGACUACAGGUAAAAUAAAUGCACACAAAGAUUAUCCAUGAAUGAAAGACUGUAGUGUUAUGUGUAGAAAUGGAUGUUGCCUUGCAGUUUUACCUAAUGUGCACUGUUAUCUACAUCUCAAAUAUCAUUCCAAUGUAAAUAUUAAAAAGCAGAGUCACAAAAUAAA